Lymnaea stagnalis (great pond snail) is the source of this 12075-nucleotide messenger RNA. Lineage: Eukaryota; Metazoa; Mollusca; Gastropoda; Lymnaeidae. The record is from the annotation of a GenBank genome assembly.
AGAUACAUUUCUGUCCACAAAGAUAAACACACCACAACAUCGCCUCAUUUAUCAUUCACACCUGUUGUCUGUGGUGACAGACCAUGUUUACAAACCAUCCGUCCUCAGGUGCAACCAUGGCCAGUGUAGCGGCUUUGCUUGUUUUGGUCACAAUCACACAGGCGUGAGUACGAAUUCCAUUCCUUUGGUCACAAUCACACAGGCGUGAGUACGAAUUCCAUUCCUUUGGUCACAAUCACACAGGCGUGAGUAUGAAUUCCUUUGGUCACAAUCACACAGGCUUGAGUAUGAAUUCCAUUCCUUUGGUCACAAUCACACAGGCGUGAGUAUGAAUUCCAUUCCUUUGGUCACAAUCGCACAGGCGUGAGUAUGAAUUCCUUUGGUCACAAUCACAUAGGAGUGAGCAUGAAUGCAUUUGGUCGCAAUCACACAGGCAUGAGUAUGAAUGCAUUUGUUUACAAUCACACAGGCGUGAGUAUAAAUGCAUCUCCUUGCGUGAUCUACCCUACAUUCCAACUUAUGGUGAUAUAAUAACUCUGAUGAACGCUCCAAAAAGAGCAAGACUUGGAAUGUGACUUUCUUGGCAUAAGUUUUGUUCUUUUAGUGUUACAUUUCGGUUUAAUUUUUUUUUUAAAUAAAUUUAUAGAAGCACAAUUGUCUUCCGGUUUUAACUGUAAAUAAUAUCGGGGGUGGGGGGUAUGUGCCCCUAAGCAUUUUACCCGAUCUAUUUCUUUUGUUAGUGAAUGAAUGUAUUUAUGCUGAAAGUUUUUUUUUAAUCAGCGAUGUUAAAAAGAAGAUAAUUUUUCAAAACAAAGAAUCAAGCUUCCAACGUCUUUUUGAAGUCUCUCUACCACAGCCAUCCAUUUAGAACUAAAUCUACGCUAAUGGGACUUCGUCUCUCUACCACAGCCAUCCAUUUAUAACUAAGUCUACGCUAGUGGGACUUCGUCCCUCUACCACAGCCAUCCAUUUAGAACUAAGUUUACGCUAGUGGGACUUCGUCCCUCUACCACAGCCAUCCAUUUAGAACUAAGUCUACGCUAGUGGGACUUCGUCCCUCUACCACAGCCAUCCAUUUAGAACUAAGUCUACGCUAGUGGGACUUUGUCCCUCUACCUCAGCCAUCCAUUUAGAACUAAGUCUACGCUAGUGGGGCUUCGUCCCUCUACCAAAGACAUCCAUUUAUAACUAAGUCUACGCUAGUGGGACUUCGUCCCUCUACCACAGCCAUCCAUUUAGAACUAAGUCUACGCUAGUGGGAUUUCUGGUUAUAAGUUGUAUCGAUUGUCUCUCCGCAUUCUUGGCUUAUAUAUACCGAGAAAUUUCCGAGCAGUGAGAGAGAUUUUUGCUAACUUCCCUAGCCCUUUUCGAGACAUGACAUAGAUCUAAUUGUAAGAUGGUUCUCUUUAUGUGUGUAAAUUAAUACUUUUUUUAAAAAAAUAUUUGACAAUUGUUUCUUUUCACUUGAUAUGCUGUACGUAGAUGUAGUGUUUUUUUUUCUGUAUAAUUAAAAUUAUAAUUUUUUAGAAAUAGAAUUGUAUGAUUACCUUGGGAUAUUGUAAGUCUCACUAACUUUGGUUUCAUUUUCUUUGUUUACUGGUUCUCGGUCCUUUGUUACGUAGAGUUCAUUCUUCGAGACAACUCUGAACACAGAUGAAAUGUUCAACCACUUUUACAAAACAACAUUUAGUUUCCUCGGUUCAUAAAAGAAUUGUUGAUAAUAAACCCUUUCAUAUUAACCUCUCUUUUUUUUGUUCGGGAUUUUCUGGCUGGCAAAAUCUUCAGAUGGCUCAUUGACACGCUUCCGGUCAACCUACUGAGCUGAAACUUGGCACACACAGUGUCCUUGAUGAACACAACACAUUCUAUCAAAUAUUCAACCCCAACCCCCACCCCCCAAAAAAUAAUCAGCUUUUCGUGGGGAAGAUGGAGAAAAUAUGACGUCACUGAUUUUACGAAAUAAAAUUCCCGAUAACUGCGAUUUAAAAAUAUCAAAAGUGCGUUAGGUGUGUCAUGUUUUCUUUUGUUGUUUUUUCCUGGAAAAGUUGGUAAAAUAUUUAUGCUGUGAUCAAGUGAGUGGGUCAUUGGAACAUUAACAUUUUUUAAAAAUCAUACAAAAUGCAUUUAAUGAAUUUAUUCGAAAAGCUAUGUUUUUCAAGCCUGUUGAAUUUUUAUAUGAGCUCUGUGUUAUAAAUCAUUUAUUAAGGAAUAUGAGCAAACAAUGAAUUAAUUCUUGUCUGGAACCACUGAAUGGUUUAACUUUACUUCCAAUAUUUCAUUGAGCAUGUAAUCCAAUUAUCCUUUCAGCGCUCGCCAGUAUCCAGAGAGCCACACACAUGAGGCUGUCAGCUUGUUCUCAUCCUGGAGAUUAAAGUACAACAUCACCUACCGUCACGAUGAAGUCUGGCACAGGUAAGAACGUGUACAGUAACAGUACAACAUCACCUGCCGUCAUGAUGAAGUCUGGCACAGGUAAGAACUUGUACAGUAACAGUACAACAUCACCUGCCGUCAUGAUGAAGUCUGGCACAGGUAAGAACUUGUACAGUAACAGUACAACAUCACCUACCCGCAUGAUGAAGUCUGGCACAGGUAAGAACUUGUACAGUAACAGUACAACAUCACCUACCCGCAUGAUGAAGUCUGGCACAGGUAAGAACUUGUACAGUAACAGUACAACAUCACCUACCCGCAUGAUGUUGUACAGUAACAGUACAACAUCCCCUACCCGCAUGAUGAAGUCUGGCACAGGUAAGAACUUGUACAGUAACAGUACAACAUCACCUACCCGCAUGAUGAAGUCUGGCACAGGUAAGAACGUCUACAGUAACAGUACAACAUCACCUGCCGUCAUGAUGAAGUCUGGCACAGGUAAGAACGUGUACAGUAACAGUACAACAUCACCUACCGUCAUGAUGAAGUCUGGCACAGGUAAGAACUUGUACAGUAACAGUACAACAUCACCUACCGGCAUGAUGAAGUCUGGCACAGGUAAGAACUUGUACAGUAACAGUACAACAUCCCCUACCGGCAUGAUGAAGUCUGGCACAGGUAAGAACUUGUACAGUAACAGUACAACAUCCCCUACCCGCAUGAUGAAGUCUGGCACAGGUAAGAACUUCUACAGUAACAGUACAACAUCACCUGCCGUCAUGAUGAAGUCUGGCACAGGUAAGAACGUGUACAGUAACAGUACAACAUCACCUACCCGCAUGAUGAAGUCUGGCACAGGUAAGAACGUGUACAGUAACAGUACAACAUCACCUGCCGUCAUGAUGAAGUCUUGCACAGGUAAGAACGUGUACAGUAACAGUACAACAUCCCCUACCGUCACGAUGAAGUCUGGCACAGGUAAGAACGUGUACAGUAACAGUACAACAUCACGUGCCGUCAUGAUGAAGUCUUGCACAGGUAAGAACGUGUACAGUAACAGUACAACAUCACCUACCGUCACGAUGAAGUCUGGCACAGGUAAAUUGAGACUGAUAGUUAACUCCAAUUAUUCAUUUAGUGUAAGACAACAGGACUGGUGGUUGGUAUAGAUUAAUUUAUGUUCUAGCCAAGAGUUUAUUAGACUUUGUCAUUUAGUUUGAUGUGCCCUAUGUCUCAUGUACAAUAUGUUCACGUACACUAUGUCUCAGGUACAGUGAGUUUCAUGUACAAUAUACAUCAGGUACAAUAUGUUUCAGUUACAAUAUGUUUUAGUAACAAUAUGUUUCAGUUACAAUAUGUUUCAGUUACAAUAUGUUUCAGUUACAAUAUGUUUCAGUAACAUUAUGUUUCAGUUACAAUAUGUUUCAGUAACAAUAUGUUUCAGUUACAAUAUGUUUCAGUUACAAUAUGUUUCAGUAACAAUAUGUUUCAGUAACAAUAUGUUUCAGUAGCAAUAUGUUUCAGUUACAAUAUGUUUCAGUAACAAUAUGUUUCAGUAACAAUAUGUUUCAGUUACAAUAUGUUUCAGUAACAAUAUGUUUCAGUUACAAUAUGUUUCAGUAACAAUAUGUUUCAGUUACAAUAUGUUUCAGUAUAAUAUUUAUUAGUUACACUAUCUUUCCGGUACACUAUCUUCAGAUACAUUGAUUUUCAGGUACAGUGUGUUUUUGGCCAACUUACAAAAAAUAAACGCGUUAAACAGUCGACCUUCCCCAAGUGAUGACGCAGCCAGGUUUGGACUUGGCCCAUUCACUGACCUGACCACAGAAGAGUUCCAUAAGACGGUUCUCAUGCCCUACAGAAAGAUAGAGAAUGGGCCGAGGAGGGUAACUCUUUUUAGUUGAUAUUACUCUAAUCAAAACCAUUUUCUAUCAUAAACCAUUAUUUGUUAUUUCUCUAAAGCUAAACCCUUUUCUAUUACAAAAUUGAAGUUGUUGUCAUGAGUUUGUUCGCAUUAUCUGAAUAAUUUCUGUUAAAUGAUGUAGACAGCAAGACGCUUGGGGGGGGGGGGAACGGGGUUAGGGUAGCUGUCUGAUCUUUUAAUCCAGGUUCAUUUCAUGAGUAAAAUAAUGAGCAGUGACGUAACGAGGAGUGUGUCACCUUAAAGCACGGUAUACAUCUACAUCAACAGGUGCGCGACUACAACAGCACACUGAAAGCAGAUCCAGUUUCUUUUGACUGGACCAACCAGCCUGGAGUGGUCACUCGGGUCAAGGACCAAGGUCGUGUCGGGACAUGCUGGGCAUUUGCUGGGGCCGCCAACGUCGAGGUGAACUAUGACCUUUUGGGGUGAACUAUGACCUUUUGGGGUGAACUAUGAACUUUCGGGGUGAACUAUGACCUUUUUGGGGUGAACUAUGACCUUUUUGGGGUGAACUAUGACCUUUUGGGGUGAACUAUGACCUUUUGGGGUGAACUAUGACCUUUUGGGGUGAACUAUGACCUUUUGGGGUGAACUAUGAACUUUUGGGGUUUGGAUAUCAUUUUAUGGAAAGAAUGAUUUUAAAAAAUUUCUUAGAACAUAAAUUCUGCGGCAAAGCUGUCAUCUGGUACAAUUGUCAUUGAUCUACACGUUGUACAACUGCCAUUAAGUCUACAUCUGGUACAAAACAUUAUUACUUCUAUAUCUGGUACGAUUGUCAUCAAUCUAUACCUUGCACAACUGCCAUUAAGUUUAAAUCUGGUACAAACGUUAUUAAGUCUACAUCUGGUACAACUGUGAUUUAAUAGACAUCAGACAUCAUGUCCUUUGUGGAGCUAAAUUGUAUAAAAUUUAUAACAUUUCAAUGGGGAUGAGUGUUUUCAUUUUAAAUGACUUACCUCACCAUUUAUUUCUUUCAGGAAGCUCUUUUUUUUUUACAAAUGAACCUAGACCUAUUCUUCAGUCAAUUAAAAUUAGCUAAAAGACAUCAUUAUAUGAUUUUUUUUUUAUGAUUCGAGUAGUAGCCUUGACUUGAGCUGGGUUUUGUUAAAAGGACAGGAGAGUUGCUCAAUUCAUCAGCCUCACUCUCUCGUCCGUGCCUAUAGGAUCCAACGGCAAGACUCAGACAAGACGACUGGAAGUAGACCUGCAUGCCGUAGAUGACCAGCAGUGCUUCUUAUGUCUCACUGAGCUUUUCAUGCGUGCCACGUAGCAGGCGUUGUCGGACUUCUAAUUGUGUCAAUGGCAUGCCGCCUACGGGACUCCAUAUCAGAGUUGCCUUCUUUUAGAUGAGUUGACAUCCAAAGUUAACGAGUCCUGUCUACCCGGAGAGCUGGUGUCGUUGAUGCUUGUCUAGGCUGGGUAUUGAACUCCAGUCCAUAAGCUUGGGAUUGACUCGGCCACCCAGCACCCUGUGGUCAUGCAUUAAAAUGUCAAGGUUACAUCGGUCAAGAAAAAAGCCAUUAGAUAUUUUAUGGUCAUGACAAAAGCCAUUAGAAAUUUUAUGGCCAUGGCAAAAGCCAUUAGAAAUUUUAUGGCCAUGACAAAAGCCAUUAGAAAUUUUAUGGCCAUGCCAAGAGCCAUUAGUUUAGACCGCUCGGCCACAAUUUUCUCUGUGCACCUAGCGCACAUCUACAAGAUCAUUGCGUUUUGGUAUACCAGCGUGCAAGAGUCAGCGCGAGUAUACCAGCGUGCAAGAGUCAGCGCGAGUAUACCAGCGUGCAAGAGUCAGCGCGAGUAUACCAGCGUGCAAGAGUCAGAGCGAGUAUACCAGCGUGCAAGAGUCAGAGCGAGUAUACCAGCGUGCAAGAGUCAGCGCGAGUAUACCAGAGUGCAAGAGUCAGCGCGAGUAUACCAGCGUGCAAGAGUCAGCGCAAGUAUACCAGCGUGCAAGAGUCAGCGCGAGUAUACCAGCGUGCAAGAGUCAGCGCGAGUAUACCAGCGUGCAAGAGUCAGAGCAAGUAUACCAGCGUGCAAGAGUCAGCGCGAGUAUACCAGCGUGCAAGAGUCAGAGCAAGUAUACCAGCGUCCAAGAGUUAGCGCGAGUAUGUUCAAAGACGCUAUAGCAAUUGAUAUCGUUUAAUUGGUCAGUGGCAUUGCGGGCUUUUGGCAACUGGUUAAAUGACCGGUCACUUGUUAAUUCACUGGUCACGUGUUAAAUGACCGGUCGCUUGUUAAUUCACUGGUCACGUGUUCAAUGACCGGUCGCUUGUUAAUUCACUGGUCACGUGUUAAAUGACCGGACACGCGUUGUGUGGUCAGGUUGUUAUUUGUUGUUUUUUUUUCUUUGACGUCCAGGGUCUGUGGGCGAUCAAGACAGGAAACCCCAGCGCGGAACUGUCCACUCAAGCACUCAAUGAUUGUGACGGCCUGCACGACGUGAACCUCCAGGCGUUGGCUUGUGGCCCCCUCGGGGCGACCAUGCCAGGCUUCUACGAGUUUGUCAUUGUGAGUUGACGGCAGUGUAGACUGGAGAUGACUCGCGGCAAUCCUAGUCAAGUGUUCAUUUUAAUUAUAUCCAGAUAACACGGUGUUAAAAUUUGCUUACACAGCAAAGUGUUAAUUUUAAAUGUGUUUAUACAACACAGUGUUAAUUUUAAAUGUGUUUAUAUACCACAGUGUUAAUUUUAAAUGUGUUUAUAUAACACAGUGUUCAUUCAAAAUAUUUUUACACAAACAGUGUUAAUUUUUAAAUGUGUUUAUAAUAUUUAUAAAUAUAACAGUGUUAAUUUGAAACGUGCUAUAAUAAUAAGCAUGUUGUGUGUAUGUGUGAGUGUGUGUGUGUGAGUGUGUGUGUGUGAGUAAAAUUUUAUUUCAAAUAUUGGUUUGCAAUUUUGUUUAAAUUGACCAUAAUUAUGUGUGUUAUUUUUAAAAUUGUCUCAUCUGGUUCAAAAAAUCGUUUUAAGAUAAUUGUUGUCUCCAUGAUACGUCUUGGGUUUGAGACAGGAGAUCUUCAAGUGCAUUCUUGUAUUUUACGCGUCAUUAACACACGCUGAGACAUACAUUGCUUGACGUCAUAUUACACCCAUGGAGACAUACAUUGCUUGACGUCAUAUUACACACAUGGAGACAUACAUUGCUUGACGUCAUAUUACACACAUGGAGACAUACAUUGCUUGACGUCAUAUUACACAAUUGGAGACAUACAUUGGUUGAUCUCGUAUUACACACAUGGAGACAUACAUUGGUUGACGUCAUAUUACACACAUGGAGACAUACAUUGGUUGACGUCAUAUUACACACAUGGAGACAUACAUUGCUUGACGUCAUAUUACACACAUGGAGACAUACAUGGGUUGACGUCGUAUUACACACAUGGAGACAUGCAUUGCUUGACGUCAUAUUACACACAUGGAGACAUUACAUUGGUUGACGUCGUAUUACAUACAUGAGACACAUUGGUAGAUGUCAUAUUACACACAUGCAGACAUUACAUUGGUUGACGUCAUAUUACACACAUGGAGACUUACAUUGGUUUAACUUGUCUUUAACAGAGUGAAGGUGGUUUGAUGACAUGGGAAGACUACCCGUACUGUGUUGGAUAUGGAGAGUGCUCCCCAUGCGCUCCCCCUGACUACAGGUAACAUCCAAAACUAUACUUACGGUUCUCAGUCUUUUACUCGCCAAUGGUCACAGGAACAGUGGCGGAGCGAGGCAGGUGCGGGGGGGGGGGGGGCGGACCGCACCGGGUGACACCAUUUUAGGGGGGACACAAGAUUGAAAAAUUGCAUAUUUACAGGGCACCCAUUGCUCGCAAAGAUCGAGAUUCAUAAAAGAAUAACCUCUUACGGUUCUCAGUCUUUUACUCGCCAAUGGUCACAGGAACAGUGGCGGAGCGAGGCAGGUGCGGGGGGGGGGGAGCGGACCGCACCGGGUGACACCAUUUUAGGGGUGGCACAAGAUUGAAAAAUUGCAUAUUUACAGGGCACACAUUGCUCGCAAAGAUCGAGAUUCAUAAAAGAAUAACCGAUCACACAUAUAUUUUUCACAAAUGUAAUCAAUCCAAAUGCGUGCUUGAUUAAAAGUUCAAGGUUGAUGCUAUACUGUGGACUUUUUUUAACAAGGAAAAAAUCGAUCAUAGAAGUUUGGGGGGGGGGGUGACACCAUGAGUUUACUGCACCGGGUGACACCAACCCUAGCUACGCCACUGCACAGGAAACAAACUGGGAAUUUUAUGUUAAUUUAACUAAACAUUUAUUAAAAUUCUACGCUGAGAGGAAACAUUACAAAAAGUAAUGGAAACCACCCAGUAAUAAAGUAAUGGAAAGCACCGAGUGAUAAAGUAAUGGAAAGCAACCAUUGAUAAAGUAAUGGAAAGCAUUCAGUGAUAAAGUAAUACAGAGUGCCAGUUAGAAAAUCAUAGAAAGCACCCAAGAAUGAAAUCAUAGAAAGCACCCAUUAAUAAAGUGAUGGAGAGCAUCCAGUAAUAAGCAAUGUAAAGUACCGUAUCCAGUAAUAAAGCAAUGAAAAGCAUUCAGUAAUAAAGCAAUGGAAAGCCCCCAGUAAUAAAGCAAUGGAAAGCACCCAUUAAUAAAGCAAUGGAACACACUCAGUAAUAAAGUAAGUGAAAGCAACCAUAAAUAAAGCAAUAUAACGAAACCAGUAGAGAUUGUCAUGAAAAUCAGGUCAUCAACUUUAAAUUAUGAAAUGUGCGUGUACAGUAAUGUCCACUUGACUCGUCUGCUAAAAUCAUGUCAAAUAAAUUAUUGUUAGUGCAAUAGAGUUGAUCCAUUUAAAGCAGCUGUUCUCAACCUCUGAGUCGCGACCCCUCUGGGAGUCGAACGGCCAUUACCAAGGGGUCACCCAAGAACAUCGAAAAACAUAUAUUUAUGAAGUAUCAACGAAAAUAAAAUUAUGGUUUGGGGUCACCACAGCAUGAGGGGUUGUAUUAAAGGGUCGCGGCAUUGGGACGGUUGAGAACUGCUGAUUUAAAGCUUCACAAAUGAAGUUUCUUCGCUGGUUAUUUCCCCUUGGACACACGACUCGCAUUUCCAUUUUCGUGGGGUAUACAGGCCCCAUCCCCACUCUCCACCCCAACACCCCACUCUCACUCUCCACCCCCUCCCACACUCUACCCCUACUCUCCAUCCCCCAACCCACGUUCACCCCCACGCCACACCCCAUGCCACACCCAUUUUUCUACCUUUCUUCCACCCUUUUCCACCUAUUUUCCUUAUAUUAAAUGAAAAUGGUUUUGUUAAGGUCUUGCCGAAACUUGUACAAGGCAGAAAAUUUUGAGUAUUCACUAAGUCAUUCAUUAAUCUAAUUUGCAUAAUAAGUUCGUGUACGUCCUUUCCCAGCGCCUACUACUGCGGUGCUGACUGGCCCAUUGCCCCAUGCUCCAAACAGGACAGCUGCAAGGCCAAGUACGACAACACCAAGUUUGUCCCAGGUCUCAAACUCUCCAGUUAUCUGUCGUUCAGCAGCAAUGAGGCCGACCUGCUCAAGGAUUUAGUAGAUGUAGGUCACAAGCUGUUACCACGUGUAAAGAGGAAAGCUAGAAAUUGAAACAAAUGGCAUUGAAAUCUUAAAUAUAGUGGGGGGGGGGAAGAAUUUUUGUAUUGAAAUGACGCUGGCGAUUUUGGGGGAUAAUUGCGAUUUUUAGAAAGCUUCUUUAACUUUGUUUACCGUAACUUUAGAAUUUAUAUUCCCCCCCCAGGGGGGGGGAGAAUUUUUGUAUUGAAAUGACGCUGGCGAUUUUGGGGGAAAAUUGCGAUUUUUUGGGGGCAGACUGGAGAUUUUGUGGGAACUGAAGAUUGUGGGGGAACUGAAGAUUGUGGGGGGGAACUGGAGAUUUUGGGGGAACUGGAGUUUUUGUGGAAGAAAGGAGAUUUUGGGGGAACUGAAGAUUGUGGGGGAACUGGAGAUUUUGGGGAGACUGGAGAUUUUGGGGAGACUGGAGAUAUUUGGGAGGCUGCAGAUAUUUGGGAGACUGGAGAUUUAAGGGGAGACUGGAGAUUUAAGGGGAGACUGGAGAUUUAAGGGGAAACUGGAGAUUUAAGGGGAAACUGGAGAUUUAAGGGGAGACUGGAGAUUUAAGGGGAAACUUGAGAUUUAAGGGGAGACUGGAGAUGUAAGGGGAAACUGGAGAUUUUUAGGGAGGCUAAAAAUGGGCGUGGCCUAAUGGAGAUGUUGUCCAUUUCCGGACAUCCAAUAGUUGGAACAUCAUUAAUUCAACAAGAUUUAGUGACAGUUUGUUGUAUCCAUACUUCAUGUUAGUAUUACGUUUAAGCCCCAAAGCUUUAUAAUAGAGGUUCUCAAGCGAUAGUGUUAUUUAUUUAUUGUUAUCCAUUUAUUUUUAAGUUUCCCCUCCAAUAAAGUUUCUCAAACGUAUAUCUGUAUUUGUUUCAGACCGGCCCACUCGUGGCCGGCAUAGAUGCCGCUGACCUGCAGCACUAUGAGUCUGGCAUCCUGGAGCCGCUCACGUGCAGCGCCGCGAGCCUCAACCACGCGGUGCUGCUGACCGGAUACGGCGCGUCUACGGAAGGAGAGAAAUAUUGGCGCAUCAAGAACUCCUGGGGCACCCAGUGGGGGGAACAGGGCUUUGGGCGUGUACUGCGUGGGUUCGGAGCCUGUGGCAUCAACUCAGAUGUUUCCUCUGCCAUCCUAGGCUGAGGGCUGACUUUGAUCAGGUGCAACGACUGCUUAUCAGAACAUCGUUUUUUCUUAAAAGUAGAAAUUUCAGUGAGAAAUAUGAAAUGACACUGACGAAAUGCUGAUUGUAGCUCCUUGCGUCCUCAAUUUAUUCCUGAAGUAAACGUAUUAUUUUAUCAAACUAGAAACUAAUUCUAAAUGUCAUCUGUCAUGACAUCCAAUCAAACUUAUUAUUUAAUUGUGUAGCGAAAUUGUCGUCCGAUGUAUUUUUCAGUCAUGUGACAGUUCACAUCUUCUAUAAGGUAGGUCAUUAAUGGCACAUAAUAGGUCAUUUCUGUCCACAAAAAAUGGUCAUCUUCGUUAUGCCAGUGGUCCCAUUUUAUCAACGAUGGUUCACUCCUUUGGAAGUGGUGCUGCUGAUCUGUGCAACUAGUCUCUUGGAUGUGUGCGUCGACCUGUGGCCAAAAAAAAGUUCACUGCUCAAUAAAUAUUUGGUGUUGGUUGGUGUUGUUGGUUGGUGUUGUUGGUUGGUGUUGUUGGUUGGUGUUGUUGGUUGGUGUUAAUGUUGUUGUUGGCUGUUGGUUGGUGUUGUUGGUUGGUGUUGAUGGUGUUGGUUGGUGUUGUUGGUUGGCGUUGUUGGUUAGUGUUGAUGGUGUUGUUGGUGUUGUUGGUUGGUGUUAUUUGGUUGAAGUUGUUGGGGUCUUUUUAUAUUUCUGACGUUUGCCAAGCUGUUUUGAACCAACCCAUUGCCUCCCCUAAUUAAGCUUAACAUUGAGACUAAAAUUGAUCCUUCUGAAGUGGGCUGCAGGUAAAGGGAAACAAUUAAUGAAUACAUACACCAACAUUUUUAACAUGUAUAAUUUCCCUUGCAGAUGACCAGUGAGCAUUCAACAUGAAUUGCGUACAUUACGUACGUUGUACAUGAUCAUCUAUGCUAUACAGAAUUAAUAUUUUUUUUGGUCUCCCCUUCAAAAAAAUUAUUUUGAUUUAUUUUAUUUUUUAUUGUGAUUUUAUAUUUUUUUUAUAGACUUCAAAAUUGUACUUUCAUUUUCAGAUUUUCAGGGAGCAUUAGUAUUCUGAUGAAUUCAAUUUAGAAAUAUAUUUUGUAAUUACAAAUAUUAUUCAUG